Molecule: messenger RNA, 327 nt
Organism: Aplosporella prunicola CBS 121167
Lineage: Eukaryota; Fungi; Ascomycota; Dothideomycetes; Botryosphaeriales; Aplosporellaceae
Exons: 1
Source: RefSeq, a predicted model, not a curated record
CUGGUGGACCGACCUAUUACUGUAAAAGGCGGAGCCCUUGGCUUUGUAGACGAUUACACGGCAUGGGUCGUGGGUCCGUCGAUUAGCCAUAAUGUGGACCGCCUCCAGCAGGAGGUUAUGCCACAAGCCGAGCAAUGGGCGGAAAGCAGCGGAGCUACGUUCGAUGGGGGAAAAACGCACCUUAUCUACUUCACGCGUCUGGACCGGACAAGAGACGCCCCGCCUGAGGACCUCCAAUUUAAAGGCAGGGAACUUAAAGCCGAAAAAGAGGUUAAAAUCCUAGGGGUCCUCCUAGACGAGAAGCUAAAAAUGAACGCAUAUGUGGCC